AUGCCAAAGUCGUCUGCAAAUACUUUCUCAGUCUGGUCACCUUUGCAGCCUGGCAACGAUCAGUCUCAUGAAUUGUCGGAGAGUGGUGUCGAUAUGAGCCAUCCAUCAUUUGGAGAAGAAACAGCAGGAAGCAAGCAUCUCGGUUCUGCUCACGCACCUCUCAUGUCCUCAAAACUCGGAAACAAGCAGCCCUCGAUCGGUGUAGACGAUGAGUCUCCAACCAUGAACAUGGACCCCUCGUCUGCCGCUGUUCAGGCCGGUAUGGAUAAGAUACUCGCAAAGCUUGCAUCCAAUGCGCAGUCCGCUGGAAAAAAGACGUCGUUACCUAGAGGGACAGCUGGAAAGGUUGACGAUAAGCAGCCUCUGCAGCCCAUGGAUCUGAUUCGUGAAGCCCGCUCUGUUAGUAGCCCUAUCCAAAGCGGCAACCAGGAUCAGUCAAUCUUUACCAGGGUUACUGCAAAUCAAGCCACGAUGAUGUCUACUCAAGGUCCCAGCAUGAACAACAACAACAACAACAAUGUGACCCCUGGGAAUAACGGGGUUGAUGCUGAUGAAAUGCUUCGUUUGCAGCGAGAACUGAUUGCAGCCAAUUCACGUAUUGCACAGCAAGAGCAGGAAUUGGCAGAGACCCGAGUCAUCAAACAUACUUUGGAUCAAGCUCUUGGGCCACCAUCUGAAGCUGAAUUCGUUGACCGCGAAACAAGUCAGCAGAACGUCCGAGACGUUCAGGCUGUUUUCCAUACGUCUGCAAAGGGCUUUAACCAAGAACAUGAUCCUUGGAUGCAAGAAGAUGCCACUUCGGAAAUGUCUGAAUCUUUCUCGGCUGGGGCGUACAAUGCAAACCGACACUUGUGGGGGUUUCCCUCCCAAACAGCGUUUGGAAUUCAAGGCGCCGAAAAGGCCUAUCAUGGUCCCUCCCCAGUAGUGCAAAGUGUUCAAGACCCUGUCUCUAGUCCCUGGGCAGCUUCGGCCACUAACACAGGCAUGACUGGAUCGGCUGUCCCUCCACAGCAGCGAAUCUUUUCAGGCCCUUCUGCUGCUCUAGAUGGAAGAUUUGCGCCCGAACAAUCUUAUGUGGGUGGCAUUAGCCUUGGUCCGCGACGCUCCGUUUCACAGAUGAAUCGAGCACCAGCCUAUUUCCAACCAAUGCCGUCAGCGUGGGCAGCGUUCAACACCGCAGUGACAAACAACGCCGCUACUAAGGCUCCGCUUAGUCCUACCUUCAAUGCCUAUCAGCAAGUUGGACUUGUUCCGAUCCCUCAAUACCAGCCCCGACCUAUAGGCACUCCUCUUUCUCCGACAGCUGCCGAGUUCACCUCUAGUAGCUCAGGCCCGGCCCCCUGGCAUGGAACAUCUACUGGAGGGGUCUCGUCUCCAACAUAUGUCAUGCCAAUGGAGCCGAUCAACUAUCGACGCUUGCUUGACAAGAAUGUUUCUUGCGACUGGAAGUACAUCGUGGAUAAAAUUGUUAGCAACAGCGACCAACAGGCUUCCAUAUUCCUCCAGCAAAAGCUCAAGGUAGGAACAGCCGAGCAAAAGUACGACAUCAUUGAGGCCAUUGUGAGCCAGGCUUAUCCGUUGAUGGUCAACCGUUUUGGAAACUUCUUGGUUCAGCGCUGCUUUGAGCAUGGAACUCCGGAGCAGGUCAUUGCAAUCGCCAAUUCUAUCAAAGGCAAUACCCUGAGUCUUAGCAUGGACGCUUUCGGAUGCCAUGUUAUUCAGAAAGCAUUCGAUUGUGUUCCCGAAGAGUACAAGGCUAUGAUGGUUCACGAACUACUGCGACGCAUACCCGAGACCGUCAUCCAUCGCUACGCAUGCCACGUUUGGCAAAAGCUCUUCGAGUUGAGAUGGAACAACGAACCACCUCAGAUUAUGACCAAGGUCAACGAGGCGCUUCGUGGAAUGUGGCACGAGGUAGCUUUAGGGGAAACCGGAAGCCUUGUGGUUCAGAACAUCUUUGAGAAUUGCGUCGAGGAAGAAAAGAGGCCCGCCAUUGAAGAGGUCCUAGCAAAUAUCGACCUUCUGUCCCAUGGCCAAUUUGGAAAUUGGUGCAUCCAACACAUCUGUGAACAUGGUGCCCCCCGUGACAAGAAUCGUGCAAUCGAGCAUAUACUCCAGUGGUGUGCGGACUAUAGCAUGGACCAGUUCGCGUCGAAAGUCGUCGAAAAGUGCUUGAAGAUUGGAGGAUCGGAGUUUCUGGAUCGUUAUUUGGCUCGCGUCUGCACUGGACGUGCAGAUCGCCCUCGUAUGCCUCUGAUCGACAUUGCCGGUGAUCAGUAUGGUAACUACCUGAUACAAUGGAUCCUGGGCAAUGCUGCGCCGCAUCAGCGUGAGCUGGUGGCAACCCAUAUCAGGAAGCAUAUGGUGUCUUUGCGUGGCUCAAAGUUUGGUUCUCGAGUUGCAAUGUUGUGCUGCAACCCUUCCCUCGCGACUCGACCCGGCCCCGGUGCAGGCGUCCAGGUGAACCGUUUUGGACCGACAAACGACGAUCGCUUGCAGGUUGCUGGUAAUUCUGGUAACAGAUUCAGUCGUGGUAAUCACUGGACUCAGAACUACCCCCCGUUUCGUUGAGUUCUCGACACCGUUCACUUCUGAUACGUCUUGUCGGGAUGAGAGCAGCCAGAUUUAUCGAUAUGCAUGAUUAAUGACCAGAUUCUUAUGCGAAUCCUCUUCGUUCAUUUGGUUUGACGCACGGAAGAUGUUCUUUCAACUUGUCAACCUUUAGUGUG
Talaromyces stipitatus ATCC 10500 is the source of this 2729-nucleotide messenger RNA. Its product is annotated as Pumilio-family RNA binding repeat domain protein. Gene Ontology annotation, molecular function: mRNA 3'-UTR binding. The coding region runs from base 1 to 2571 and encodes 856 amino acids. Gene Ontology annotation, cellular component: cytoplasm. Lineage: Eukaryota; Fungi; Ascomycota; Eurotiomycetes; Eurotiales; Trichocomaceae. The record is from RefSeq and is a predicted model, not a curated record. The transcript has 7 exons. Gene Ontology annotation, biological process: post-transcriptional regulation of gene expression.